AUGACCCUCAUCCUGGGCCUGGACGCAGUCAACGACGACAAAUUCACUCCCUGGGCAACAUCCCAGAAGGUCCUGGGCCUGGUAUUCAACACCAUCGCUGGUACAGUUUCGAUUCCAGCUGACAAGAUCGUCAAAGCCCGCGCUCUCGUCACCGACGCCUACAAUACGCGCGCUCUAAGCCGCAAUCAGUAUCGAUCUCUCCUGGGCUCCUUUCGUCACGUCACGACUUGCAUCCGACCGGCCAAGGCGUUUCUCCAACGCCUACGCGCGGCAGAAUCCAAACUAUACCGAUGGACUUCGGUCCCUAUGACACCUCACAUGCGAGAGGACCUUGCUUGGUGGAGAAUCAUCCUCAACUCACCCACCCUCAAUGGCGUCCCCCUAGAAUACUUCCGUCACAGCCCUCCUUCCGACUUUACAAUUGAAAUGGAUGCAUCCGACACGGGCCUAUGCGCCCUUGACCGUGCCCACUGCCGGGUACUCUCUUACCGGUUCUCCGAGACCGAACUAGACCUCAUCCGAGUCUUUAACGCCGACGCAUGCAACGAGUUUGACAUCAACUAUCGCGAGCUACUCUCGUCGGCGUCCCAGUGGCGGCGCAAGUCCAACACGUAUCCGAUUUCAGGGUUCCAGCAGGGCUAUGGAUCAGGCCGGCCGGUCCGUAGCGCCACGAUCGCGAACAACUUGAUGGGAGUCCGCCACUUCUUCCAGGCGUCGAGACAACACUUCCCAGUUGACCAUCCACAGGUCCGCAUGCUCCUCAAAGGCAUCAGCCGCCUGGAUAGCCCACCAGAGCGCAAGGCUCCCGUGUCGAUCCAGCUGCUGGAGGCGUGCUUCGCGUCCCUCAACCUUGCUUCCUUCUCGGACCAAGCCUUAUGGGGGUUCUGUGACGUGGCCGUCUUCGACCGAGCUGACAACGCUACCCUGGACGCGAGCGCAGCAACAACAGUGCACAUCAGGCUCCGCGGAUCCAAAACCAACCAGGCAGGGCAAGCGACAACUCGCAUGCUACGACGCUCAGGUCAUCGCUUCUUGUAUCCGGCCCGAGGGGCGCUCCUUCUCCUACGAUCGCGGCGAUCACUGCCAGCCGAACUGCCGGCGGCCAUGUACAUGUCCCGCUCGGGGGAGCCCAGCUCAAUAUCGGCGCGGCAGGUGGCGAACACAGUCCAGGACGCGGCAAGACGCAUCGGAUGCGACCCACACGAGUACAGCACACACUCGCUCCGGUCGGGAGGGGCCACACACAUGUACCACGCCGGCGUGGACGCCCUGAUCAUCCGGUUUUAUGGCCGUUGGGCAUCGGACACCUUCAACAUAUACACUCGGCUCUGCCGGGAAUCGGUAUCUCGUCUAGCCGCAAGCAUGGUAAGUGGGGUGAAAUCUGCAACAACUCUCCAGUGA
Phytophthora sojae is the source of this 1401-nucleotide messenger RNA. RefSeq lists its product as hypothetical. NCBI's taxonomy places the organism in Eukaryota, Oomycota, Peronosporomycetes, Peronosporales, Peronosporaceae. Gene Ontology annotation, molecular function: DNA binding. The transcript is spliced from 3 exons. The record is from RefSeq and is a predicted model, not a curated record. Gene Ontology annotation, biological process: DNA recombination; DNA integration. Bases 1 to 1401 code for a protein of 466 amino acids.